Molecule: messenger RNA, 2919 nt
Organism: Lactuca virosa
Lineage: Eukaryota; Viridiplantae; Streptophyta; Magnoliopsida; Asterales; Asteraceae
Source: the annotation of a GenBank genome assembly
AUGGAAGAGAUUAACCAUUUUAGUCAUAAAAGGCAUCUAUUAAAGCUCCUCGACUAUGAGACGAUUGUAGGUGCUAGUGUCAAUGGUGGUGAGGAGAAAUCAGGAUUGAUUGGUUGCCAUGCAUGUGAAAAACCCAUAUCAAGUGGUUUUGCAUAUGCUUGCAUCCAAUGUCACUACUUUCUACAUAAAGCAUGCGCACAACUUCCCCAUACUUUCAACGACCCUUCCUUAUAUCAUCACCCUCUAACACUUACUGAUUUGCAACUUAGAGAUAACAGAUCUUGGUUUUGUAACAUGUGUCAGAUUCAAAAGAAACGUAGUGGAUUUGCAUAUAUAUUUGUUGAGCAGCAUAACACUUUAAUUAAGUUUACAGCUUGCAUUGAUUGUUGUGUUUUUGAGAUUGCUCACAGGGCUGAAGCAGAUGCCAUCAAGGAGGAGGCAACGAUCAAGGUUCAUCAUGAAGGCCAUCCAAAACAUGCUUUAACCCUCCAGUUAAGACCUGCUUCAUUCCUGUGUGAUGCUUGCAAUGCUAAGGAUGAAGGCUUAUUCUAUGAGUGUGACACUUGUGACUUCUGGAUACAUAAGACUUGUGCUUCCUUAGCCCCUACCAUCCAACUACCCCAUCACCCCAAUCACAAACUUGUUCUCGUCUAUUCACUUCCUGAAAAUUUCUUCAAUUUCUUGUAUUACUGUGAAAUUUGCAACAAAUACAUCCGGAGGAAUUUGUGGUUGUAUCAAUGUGCAAAUUGUAGAUAUUUUGUCCAUAUCAAGUGCGCCUUAAAUGCAGUGGAGCAACCUUCUACUCCAAGGGAUAGCACAAGUCCUUCUAUUGAUGAUGAAGACGCAAAUAAUUUGCUUCAUUUUCCCAUGUUAGAGGCAUUUACAGAUCCAUUGAAACUAGUACAUUUUGAAACGACAGCUCAACAUAAUGAUGAUGAAACAACUAAUAUUAACCAUUGGAGUCAUGAGCAUCCAUUAAUCCUUCAUGUUCAACCUCAACCUCAAGCUAACAGCAUGUCUGGUUGUAGUGAUCUAAUUGAGGUAUGUCACGGGUGUGUGCGACCCCUCUCCCUUCCAUACUAUAGUUGCAAAGAUGGAUGUUCAUUCUCUCUCCACAAAUAUUGUGCCGAGUUACCACUCAAAUUACAACAUCCACUUCACCCAGAUCAUUCGCUUGCCUUGAUAAACACAAAUCAUUCGCUUUCCUUGAUAAACACAGAUAAUUCGCUUGACUUGAUAAAAACAUAUCUUUUGCUUGCCUUGAUAAACACAUGGGGACAUGGGAAUUACAAUCAAUGCAAUGGUUGUGGGAGCUUUUGCAACACGUUUUUGUACAAAUGUGAAACUUGUGAGUUCAAACUUGAUGUUAGUUGUGCAUUUCUACCCAACACCAUCAAACAUAAAUCCCACAAGCAUCCACUUAUGCAAGUUAUCGAUCCUGUACCUGCUUGUACUGCUUGCAACAUGUGGUCUAAUUAUAUUAGUUAUGCUUGUAAGGCUUGUAGCUUCACAUUGGACAUGUAUUGUGCAACGAGAUCGCCAGAUUCCCUUGGUCACAGGUAUUGCAAAGGACAUGAAAUCCCAUUGACAUAUCCCCCCGUCAUGGAUCAUCCUGAAGAUUUCUUUUGUGAUAUAUGUGAGGAAGAAAUGAACCCUAAGCUCCCCCUCUAUUAUUGUGGCAAAUGCAAAAAUUCUUUUCACCGUCAUUGCAUUAAUCGAUUGAGGCUUUUUGAAAACGUUUUCCACGAGGGCAUAACCAUGAAUGUUCGCUAUCAUAAACAUCCGUUAACAUAUGUCCGAAGAAAGAAGACGCCCAAAAUUUCUCUCAAGGCCGAAGCUGAUGCUAUCAAGGAGGAAACAAAGAUCAAGGUUCAACACGAAGGCCAUCCACACCACACUUUAAGCCUACAGUUAAGACAUGUUGCAUUCCGGUGUGAUGCUUGCAAUUCUAAGGAUGAAAGCUUAUUCUAUGAGUGUGAUAGUUCUGACUUCUGGAUCCACAAGACUUGUGCUUCCUUAGCCUCUACUAUCAAUCUUCCCCAUCAUCCUAAUCACCCACUUGUUCUCAUCUAUUCACUUUCUGAAAAAUUCUUUAAUUUCCUUUCUAAACAAGAGUAUGAUGAUGAUGUAAAAGGUUUGCUGCAUUUUCCCAUGUCAAACGCAUUUACAGAUCCAUUGAAACUACUACAUUUUGAAAAGAUGACUCAAGUUGAUGAUGAAAAAACAAAUAUUAAGCAUUGGAGUCAUCACCAUCCGUUAAUCCUUACUAUUGAAGCCCAAGCAAACAACAUGUCUUGUAGUAGUGAUAUGAUUGAGGUAUGUCAGGGGUGUGUACGGCCCCUCACCCUACCGUACUAUAGUUGCAAAGAUGGAUGUUCAUUCACUCUCCACAAAUAUUGUGCCGAAUUACCCACCAAAUUACAACAUUCACUUCACCCAAAUCAUUCGCUUCACUUGAUAAACACACGGGAACAUGUCGAUAGAUGUACAGGUUGUUGGGGCUAUGUCAACACAUUUUCAUACAAAUGUAAAACUUGCACGUUCAACCUCGAUGUCAAUUGUGCAUUCCUACCCAACACCAUCAAACAUAAAUCCCACAAGCAUCUUCUUAUCCAAGUUAUCGAUCCUGAAACUCCUUGUAAUGCUUGUGACAUGGGGUUUAGUGGUAUAAGUUAUGCUUGUAAGGCUUGUAGCUUCAUAUUAGGCAUGAAAUGUGCAAUGAGGUCGCCACAUACCCUUGGUCAUAGCACCAUAAUCCGGAGAUCUGUUUAUCCACCAAAUCGGUUCCCUCUGAAUCACAAGAAACUAACAACGUUUUCCCACCACCAUUUCUAUAAAAGCACAGGUACCAAUUUCAUAGUACCAAUUUUUCAAUUCGGUUUCUACAAAGCAAUCUUCAAUCGAUUUCAAGUGUCAUAA